AAGUUUAGGGUGGUGGUAAUUUUUUCGUUUUUUUGUUCUUUAAAUACACUGUGCUCGCUUUCCUGCGCUGACGCCUCGUUCUUCCGACCGACACAAUCUUCGGUGAGAAGUGCAACGCCCCGCUCACAAUUUAUUGCCGACGGUUCUCUUCUACAUCUACUUCUUCGCAAGAAGAAAAAAUGACGGUGCUCCCUAGCCCUACUCCCACCACGGGGACCGCGAUAGCCACCUCCGCCGGGCCGUUUUCCUCGAUGUUGGAGUUUGACGUCCACCGCGAGCUGUACCGUUCCGCCUGUUCCGUCGUGUUUUUGGCAAGGGUGAAAACUGGUAACGACGUCGUGCCGAAGGGCACGCAGGUGGUACUCAAAAAACGACCGUACACCGCAGCGGACCUGCAAAACGAGCAGCAGCCCGGCAGUGCGCCGAAGCGGAUGAACAAGGCCGGGCGGAAGAAUAUUCUCGACAAUUUCAGUUUGCUGCACGAGUACGGCCUGCUUAUGGAGUGCCGCGGGCACAAGAACGUGAUUGACUGCUACGGGUACUUCCUCGAGGACCGGCACCUGGUUCUCGUGAUUGAAUACGCGGCGAAGGGAGACCUGAACAAGGAGUUGCGGAUUCGGCAAAAGACCGCGAAAUCGUUCCGCGAGUCCGAAGUUUGGGACCUGUUUCUGCAGAUUCUGCACGGAUUGCGAUUCGUGCACGGGAAGGGCAUCGUGCACCGGGACGUGAAAACGCUGAACGUGUUUUUGACCAAAGACGGCUAUUGCAAGCUCGGAGACUUCGGGGUGUCACGCCGGAUGGAGCCGGAGUGCGACCUACUGUCUUCCUUCUACGGCACGCCGCUCUACCUCUCCCCGGAGAUCAUCUCGGGGAGCGGGUACACCAGGAAAACCGACAUUUGGAGUCUCGGGGUCGUGUUGUACGAAGUGGCCACCAAUGGGCGGAUGCCCUUCUCGGGAAAUUCUUUGCGCGACGUCACCAACGCGGUGCUCGCGGGCCGGUACAAGGCUUUGCUCAACAAAAAUUUUGGGAAGAUUGUACAUCUGUGCCUGCAAAAAGACCCCAACCGCCGCCCGAACGCCGACGAGCUGUACGCCCUUGUGAAGGAAAUGAUCACCGCCAGCAGAAAGCAAGAGCGGGGGAUGCUUAAUAGCCCGGAGGACGGCGACAUCUUCACGGGAAGUGCGGCGAGCAGCUCGUCUAGUCGGCGUGUCGUGCAGAGUGCGUCCUCCGCGGCUCCCUCGUCCUCCUCGUCUUCAACUGGUGUUGCACGCAACCGAAGUAAUGAUCGGAGGAGCGGACCGGCAUCGUCAGCAGUGAGCAGCAACAGUAGCGCUGUGGUGUCGUCGUCGAGUAGUCACGCGCACUGGAACAACAUUCGUCCAGCGGAAGAAAGGCGGCUCCGGGCUGCAUCGAUGCAGCGUCCGCCCUAUUUUCCGAGUCAUGAAGCACAAGAACGUGCCGCGGCGGAGGGUAGUGGCUCUCGCGGGCGAAGACGUCGAGGGGAUGACAAAAACAAGAGCGCGCGGCAGCGGGCUGCGUCCUGGGUCCCGACAGCAGUCGUGGAGAAUGAGCAACGAGCAUCCUCUUCCGAUAGCGAGCGACGCUUCCCACCGGGCGUGAUGACGCGCCCGCUUCGCUCCGGUGGCAAAGUCGUCGGGCGAACUGAUUUUCAUGAUCCAAAGAAGGAGCACUAUGCUGCUGCAUUGCAAAAUUCGCAGCGACGUGCUGAAACUGAAGGUGCCUCUGACGAAGCGCGUGUCGAGGAUCAUGACAAAGAUCCCGCCAGCAAGCGAAGAUCCGUAACGCCAAAAAUUGGAGCCUUGAAUUCCCCUAAUAUGGAGGCAACUAAGCCAUCUGCUUUCGGCACGUCUAGGAGAGAAGCAUCGCAGCAGGAGAAAAAUGCGAAUCUGCUUCUUGCAGAUGACGAUGACGACUCGGAUACGUGCCUGCUGCGAGACCGGCUCUACGAGCAGGUUCUCGCACGACACCACAGCCGAUCGCGACGAAAUGACCAGGGGCCGGCUCCUGAUGAAUCCGUGUCAGCAUUUCGCGGUGCACACGGCCAGGCAAGGCUCGACAACCAGAACAAGGACCACGACCGUCUACACUCAGGAGAGCCCCGUCCGACGAGAAGCCAUUCCAGGGGUCGCGAGCGUAGUAGGAGCAGCAAAAACCGUGCCUCGCCCCCACGCGGAACCUCGCAAUCAUCCCCGAGCAGUCCUCGCACUCAGCGUGAGCGUUCUAGAUCCAGAAGUGCUGACAAAGGUGGAGACAGACAACAUGCUAUUGAGCGGCGAUCUCGCUCCCGUUGCGCCAGCGGUGAGCGGCCAAAGCAAGUCGCUGCGUACUACCAGGACGCGCAUACCACACCGCCGGAGCAAAGGCAAAGUCUUUUGCGCGAUGCGCCUUUGACAAAGGAUCGGCGAAUGCUGGCGGAAGGCACAGAGGACGACUUUGCGUUUUCGACGUCGUUGUAUGGCAGCGCUGCUUGUUACCCACGCCGCCCCCGCCCCGCGGGGAAGCCGUCUGACUUCGGUCGCGAGACCGGUGAUGGCAGCAUUGCAGUCGUGCGCGUUGGAAAGCGCAAAAAGCAGGCGGCGCCUGCAGCUCCACUGGACGACACGGACACAGAAUCUUCCUUAACGCCGCGCUUCUCUCCGCCGGGUCGGCGAAGUUCGCAUUCGCGCAGUUCCCGUCCGGGCCAAGAAGUUUUCCACAGGCCCCGCGAUCGGGAUCAUGAAAAGGAGCGACUUCGAAAUUCUGCACCACCGGGACGCGCAAAUAAAAACCGCGGAAACAAUAACGACGAACGAGAACCUGAGACGAGGACACGACAUUCCGGAGAGCGUACCACGAAGAACCUGCCGUUCGUCGGGGAACUCCGAUUGCCACAGCCAAAACAGGUCGAAGGAUCGCCCCUGGCGUCAGCGCGGACAAAUCUCGUCGGGAGUCCAGAGUACUUCGCGAAGCAAGGACCCGUACUGCGGUUGCACGACGAACCCACAGCCGCGCGAGUGCUUUCGGGCCAACAAGACAUGGUCGGCGACCCCGACAACGCGUGCCUCUCGCCGAAGUUGUCUCCAUCGCGAGCGGAGCCCGUCUCUCCGUCGGUGCUCUUCGACCAUGAGGCGGCGCAUCACCGGCUCUGGAAGGCCGACGACCACAUGUCGCCCAAAGACCCGCGGUAUCCUCUCGCUGAAGUCCCGUGGUCUCGGUCGCGACCUGCAGCGUCUUCGCGGGCGGGCCACCGCGGAUCAAAACAUCGAGAUUUUCAGCAGCACAGUGUUAUCAACUACCUUCGGCACAAAUCUCCGUCGUCCCUGUCGACCCGCGCCAGCACGGGAAUGAAAACGAGUAAACCCACUACUUUGUCCCGUCCCCAGUCCGCCCGCACCCAGAGAUGGCAGGGGCGACGCGAGGAUCAACUUUCGGCCUCUUGGCGCGCCACCGGAGUGGUCGCUCCGCCACGCGGCGAUGAGAACUGGGCACCGCAAGAACGGGGACUGCACAACUACGCGACCGCUCCGACUCAGCCGCCCGCUCGCAUUAUAACGGUGAAGAAACAACCUCCCAUAGUACCUUGUUCCAGCACCACGGAGGAGGUGGAACCAGCUGCACCAUUGACAGCUGAAGAACAACGGCGGGAGCACAUCUUUGGCCCCGCCACCACGCGCCGGCACUGGUACAUUGACAAACACCAAAACCCCGCGACCAAAGUGGAAACGCUGGUGGCGCCCCCGGCGGCAAGAAGUACGGCUCCCGCGGGCGGCCUGCAGCGCCUGGGAACGAAUGCGGGGCCCAGGACCGUGAAAAUCCGCAGGUUCGACGUCAUCAACCAGAUAUGGGUCUGACCAUGGCUGCUAGUGCUGACGUUCCCCGGCCGCAAAGUCCUAUCAGCCGCAAGCACCUCGAAUGUCAAGGGAACGAGCUGCGAACACUAGAUAAACAAUGUAAAUGUAGAAGUUCAACAACCUGAUGGUCUUCCUUUUUUUUGUGACGUGUACCCAGCUCGCCCCCAAAAGAAACGAUAAUGAACUCGAGAGCAGAUGCAAAAUGCAAGUGUACUCAGGUUUAAGUUGAUUGCAGAUUCCAGC
Molecule: messenger RNA, 4097 nt
Organism: Amoebophrya sp. A120
Lineage: Eukaryota; Dinophyceae; Syndiniales; Amoebophryaceae
Source: the annotation of a GenBank genome assembly